AUGUUUGGAAUGUUUGCCAUUGCUAGUUUGCCGAUUGUUAUCGUAACUUGGUUUGGUUAUCAUUACAAAAUGGAAGAUGUUAUACCCAGAGUAAUGUUCUUCUCAAUACCAAUUUAUUUAAUUUUGAAUAUAUUCACUUAUGCGAAGAUGAACCGAGAUUUUUCAC
Messenger RNA from Candidula unifasciata, 166 nucleotides. The record is from the annotation of a GenBank genome assembly. NCBI's taxonomy places the organism in Eukaryota, Metazoa, Mollusca, Gastropoda, Stylommatophora, Geomitridae.